CGAUCCCAUCUAGGAUAGGCGCGCCCCUCUUCACAACCUGGACUCUUCCACAAAUUCUAAAUCCGACUGCAGACUCACAUAACUAACUAUGGUGAAGCUUCGACAUAUUUGAUGAAUCUUUUCAAACUUUUGUCGCACGUUUGAGACGUUUAUAAGCGUCGAAUCACGGUGAAGGUGAGUUCGAGAGUCGUUUGGCGCCUUUGCAGAGGACAAUAGAUGAUCUGACACCGCAGGUGACCAGCGGCACCGACGUACCUGUUGCUUGCCGCCCACAUACCGUAGGUGUCGGCCCUGGCUUAUUGUGUGUGGCACGAGGUAGAGGAGCGUGCGGAGUUGGUAAAUCCGAGGGCAACGGGAAGAUGAGGACAGCAUUGCUUUGUUUCGUGUUCCUGGGGAUGAUGUUGCUGGGAAUUGAGGCGAAGGAUUGUGCGUGUACUGGGAAGUCGAGGUGUCACUGUGAAGGAGUCAAAGGUAAUAAGGGAGAAAAGGGUUACUCAGGAGAGGCUGGUCUACCUGGGUCGGUUGGCUAUCCGGGCUCAGAGGGUCAUCCUGGAUCAGUGGGACCAAAGGGGGACGUGGGCUACCAUGGACCUCCAGGACAAUAUGGCAAUCGGGGACCUGAGGGUAAAGAAGGAUUUGCUGGGACACCAGGUCUACCAGGCAUCCCAGGCCUUCAAGGACCAAUGGGCCAACAAGGUGCCUCAGGAUGCAAUGGAACAGAGGGGAAGAGGGGUUCAACUGGUCCACCUGGUCUCCACAGCAGUGAUGGAUUAAGAGGUUCACCUGGAGCACCUGGACCAAAGGGUGAACCUCAAACAAUUGGAAGUGGGCCACCUGGACCUAGAGGAAGAGACGGUGACCAGGGUGUCUCUGGGUCACCAGGACCGACGGGACCACCAGGGGAAGCUGGACUUCGUGGGGUUGAGGGAUUGAUAGGCCUACAUGGAGCACCAGGAUUAAAGGGUCAAGAGGGACGCAGCUCUAGUAUCCCUGGCCCUCGUGGUCUAAAGGGACACCAAGGGCCCCCUGGAGUCCCGGGACCGAAAGGGAUCAAGCUAUACGCCCACGCUCCCUUCGAUAUGAAGGGAGAGAUGGGUGAAUUGGGUGAGAAGGGCUGUAAGGGUUCACUUGGUUAUGCUCAGGGUUAUGCUGGCCACAUCCAUUUUAAAGGAGCAAAAGGGGACCAAGGGGACGUUGGUACUGAGGGAAGGCCAGGGAAGGAUGGGGAUCGAGGACCCACUGGAUAUAAGGGGAGAAAUGGGAAUCACGGUUCAGCAGGUCCUGAUGGAAUCCCUGGACCAUGGGGACAGAAAGGUGGUCAGGGUCAAGAUGGUGACCCCGGGGAGGUGACCAUGAUUGGCGAGGCCGUGUUUGGCUCCGGGGGUGCCAAAGGACAACAAGGGUUGGCUGGCCCUCCAGGUCCCACUGGAGUUACUGGUCCCCCAGGUAGCACCGGUUUCCAGGGGCCUCCUGGAUCUCCAGCUCAUAACUAUGGAGAUGAUCCCUACAAUCGCGGAGCGAAGGGUCGCAGUGGACCUAAAGGGGAUAAAGGAGACCAAGGACCCAUCAUCGACGGCGAGCCAGGCAGAGAGGGCUUUCCAGGAACAACUGGGGAAAGUGGAGACCCUGGACCCCCAGGACCAUCUGGAGACUCAGGAAAUCUUAAGGGCUUUAUAGGACCUCCAGGGGAAAAGGGAGCCAAGGGCUUGACAGGCGAACAAGGGUACAGUGGCCAAUAUGGUUUAAAAGGUCAGAAAGGAGAGGUCUGUAUGUUGUGUACAGGAAAAGGGUCUGGAGAGCCGGGACCCCCAGGACCCCCCGGUCAGCCUGGAUUCCCAGGCUUUAAUGCAGGACCAGGGCCCAAAGGAGAGCCAGGAUUCAAAGGCCCAUCAGGACCACCUGGUCAACCGGGUCCCCAUGGCCCCUCAGGUGUUCCAGGGCCCCCGGGAAUGAAGGGAAAUCCAGGUUCCCACAACCACCGCGGGAUAAAGGGAGAGAAAGGAUCCCCAGGACUAGCUGGCAGAUCGGGGAAGGAUGGAAAUCAUGGGAACACUGGCUUCCCUGGACGCAAGGGCCAACGAGGCCCCAAGGGUGAUCCGUACUAUGGGCCGACGGGUCUGAAGGGAGAUGUUGGUGUCCCAGGCCCUCCCGGACCACAGGGAUACCAAGGACCAGAUGGGUUGCCAGGUCCAGUAGGCAUAGGACCUCUUGGCCACCCAGGAUCCAAAGGCAAUAGUGGGGUACCAGGUCUACCUGGCAUAGCUGGCUACCCAGGUCAGAAAGGUGAGCCCAACAAAAGAGUGGCUUACCAGGGAGUCCCAGGCCCACCAGGACAGAUGGGUCUGCCUGGGUUACAGGGCCCCCCAGGUCCUCGUGGUAGUGUUGGUUUACAUGGACUACAUGGUUACCAGGGGGAGAAAGGAGACAGUGGUGGAUUCUCCACCCUGGGAGGACGAGGACCCACUGGAACGAAAGGUGACAAAGGGCACCCGGGACCCCCAGGUACCUCUGGAAGCGGCUACCCUGGACGACCCGGCACACUGGGAAUCCCUGGGGUUCCAGGGUCAAAGGGUGAUGUUGGGUUUGGGGCCCCAGCUCCAGUCGGCCCUAAAGGUUUCCAAGGUGGUGUUGGGGCCCGGGGACCUCCAGGAGACCCAGGGCUACUGGGACGACCAGGGAAUCCAGGACCAAUAGGUCUCAAUGGGUCACCAGGCCCCAAAGGAAGUAAAGGUGGGGUAGGUUCCCAAGGACCACCUGGUUAUGCACAUACUGACUGUACAGGAGCCACAACCGGACCACCUGGUCCGCCAGGACCAGCAGGCAGACCCGGACCUCCAGGUUUAAAUGGACCGACGGGUGCGCUUGGGGCCCCUGGCGCUCCAGGUUUUGGACGUUCAGGCCCGGCUGGUGACCCUGGGCCCCCUGGGGUCUCCGGACCCGGAGUGCAGGGACUAGAUGGACAGAAGGGAGGCAGAGGGAGAGAUGGGUUAACAGGCACACUAGGUCCUCGAGGUGAUCCUGGGCUGGAUGGAAGAUCUGGAUCGGGCCCUGACGGAUUCCCUGGAUCUGGAGGACAACCCGGCCCCAGAGGGUCGGAUGGCCGUGAUGGGGAUAAAGGCCAUAGAGGUGUACCAGGCCCUGUGGGGGACAAAGGAACCACAGGCCCUUCUGGACCAGCACCUAUCACAGACUUAUAUGGGCUCCCAGGUGACCCUGGAAAGCUUGGUCGGCUUGGUUUUCCUGGUGCAAGAGGAGACCCUGGAUAUCCUGGACCAAAAGGCAUUGAUGGGAGGGAUGGUGACCCAGGACAACAUGGGCCUAUAGGUCCCCCAGGUGAUCGUGGAGCCGAUGACCUAUAUUCAGUAGGAGGACCAGGCCCAUCUGGACCCAGGGGAGAUAUUGGGAACAUGGGUUUACCAGGUCCCCAUGGAAUAAAGGGAGUUCUGGGUUACCAUGGAGGCCUGGGACAAGACGGUAGACCCGGUCCAUACGGGCCUAAAGGAUCUAAAGGAGAGCCCAGUUAUGCUCAACCAGGCCGCAUAGGACCACCUGGACAAAAGGGCGAGCCAGCAUUGUGUAACAGCCAUGGUUCCAAGGGAGAGAGAGGCUCUCCUGGUUGCGCAGGUCGUCCAGGCUCCCAAGGGCCCACUGGAGCCAAAGGAGACCCAGGACAUCAUGGACAUCAUGGACCCCUAGGUCCUGCAGGGCCACCAGGUACCGAUGGUCCUCCAGGCCCCCCAGGACCCACUCCGUCCUAUGGAGCUCCAGGACAACCAGGGUUACCUGGCCCUCCUGGUCUCUGUGGUCCUAAAGGUAACCAGGGUCGCGAUGGCAUUCCUGGACCUGCUGGUCAGAAGGGAGAGACAUUGAUUGUGGGGUCAACUCCUGGCCUACGUGGAGAGAAUGGACAGCCAGGUCCAAAAGGAGAUGUGGGUUUUCCUGGCCCCACUGUUUUGGGGCCCCCAGGGUUUACUGGAGACCAAGGCAUUGAAGGACCCCAAGGUCCUCGUGGUGAGCCAGGGCACCGAGCCGUUUGUCUCAAAGGGCUGAAAGGAGACACUGGUCCUCAUGGCAGACCUGGAAGCCCUGGGCGACGGGGUCCACGGGGACAGCCAGGGUCUGGAGGUUAUGGAUAUAAUGGGGACAGGGGAGACACGGGCUCUCCAGGGGGCCGAGGCUUCGACGGGCCCAGAGGGGACCCAGGGCUUCCAGGGCCAUGGGGACCAAGAGCCAUCCCUGGACCUCCAGGAUCAAUAGGUGACCCAGGUCACCCUGGACCCCCAGGAUUCCCCGGUGAGACGGGUGAUCAUAGUUAUAACCCCGGCACGAAAGGACCAAGCGGGGCCAAAGGCCGGCCAGGACCAGCAGGUCGUCCAGGGCUUGACGUGUCUGGACAAGUGAGAUUCUAUCAAGGGGAUCCAGGCCCACUUGGUCACCCCGGGAACCAAGGACUUCCAGGUCCAAGUGGGCUGCCAGGACGGCCAGGAUUUGCAGGCUCCACGGGCCCGAAGGGUCAGCAUGGACACAGCCCUCCAGGCCUGCCUGGGUUCCCUGGACGCAAGGGGGACAAGGGAUCACCGGGACGGACAGGGCCGGUGGGCUACCAGGGGUCUCCGGGACAGAAGGGUUCUCGUGGCCCGUGGGGCUCCAGCACGGCAGGCCUGGCUGACAGUUUCCUGCUUGCCCGACACAGCCAGACGAUCAGAGUGCCUGACUGCCCCAGAGGUACCACCCUCAUCUACUCUGGAUACUCUCUGCUCUUCAUCAAUGGCAAUGAGAGAGCCCACGGACAAGACCUAGGCUCCAUGGGCAGCUGCCUACCACGUUUCUCCACCAUGCCCUUCUUGUUCUGUGACACGGACAACACCUGUCGCUACGCCGCCCGCAACGACUACUCCUAUUGGCUGUCGACGGAGAAGCCCAUGCCGCGCAGCAUGGACCUAAUCAGAGGAGAUGAGAUAGGGAGCUACAUCAGCAGGUGUUCAGUGUGUGAGGGCAGCUCCAAUGCCAUCGCCAUCCACAGCCAGACCACCCAGACCCCAGACUGUCCUCGUGACUGGGAAUCCCUCUGGCCUGGAUACUCCUUUGUCAUGCAAACGGGUGCGGGUGCUGAGGGGUCGGGGCAGCCGCUAGUCUCCCCAGGCUCGUGCCUGGAACACUUCCGCCAGGUCCCCUUCAUCGAGUGCCACGGCCGGGGAACCUGCAACUACUUCCCAGACUCCUACAGCUACUGGCUGGCCUCGCUCGACCCGAAUCGCAUGUUCAGUAAGCCUGUGCCCCAGACUGUGAAGGGACGUCUUCUAGAGAAUGUCAUCAGUCGCUGCCGCGUCUGCAGGAAACCCUAUUGAACAUUGCCAGGGGCCGGAACAAGAGUUUGGUAAAUUACCAUCGGGAGGAGGGGCUAAGGAGAUUGACAGGUAGUGUAGAUCAGUGGUCAGUAGCACUUUAUUUUAUGGUACUGUUUCCACUAUUAUUUAAUAGAGGUUUAUUUGCUUCAAGAAUUCACCACACUUUGUAACUAUCUGGUAUUGAAUGGUGCUUAGUAGUGCUUGUUUUAAUGGGGGGAUUAUUUAUUUUUUAAAUCAAUAAACGAACAACGAAAUGUGACUACGUGGUGCACAUGCACAAAUACAAAACAAUAUCCCACAAACACAGGUGGGAAAAAUAGCUACUUAAAUAUGAUCCCCAAUUAGAGAUAAUGAUUACCAGCUGCCUCUAAUUGGGAAUCAUACAAGACACCAACAUCGAAAAAUUCAACUAGAAUGCAACAUUGAAAUAGUAAACUAGAAUAGCCCCUAGUCACGCCCUGACCUACUACACCAUAUAGAAACAAGGGCUCUUUAUGGUCAGGGCGUGACAGCCAUUCAUAUGUUAUUAAUGUGAAAUCACCAUAACAAUACCUUGUUAUUUUCUGUACUGUAAAAUAAAGUGCUACCCUCACUCCGGGUCUUGAAGGGUACGGAUGUGGAACGGUUUUAAUCGUUUUUGUGCGUGAUCACCUUGUCCUCAGCCAUCAGCCAUGUUUCUAAGGAACUGUGUGGUUAGAGUAUGUCCGAAAGAACACCCCAUUAUAAAGACAUUGCAAUAUGAUUAUUAUCCCAUCAUUGUUAAAGUCCCAUCAAAGUAACGGUUCAUUUUACACUGACUGAGGCUGUAUGCAGGGUAAUACACUACCACCGCAGGUCACCACAUGGUGUCCAACAAACUUUGGUUCAAAUGGCAUUGGUUUUCUUUGAAAAUACUUUAGUUGAGAGUGGUAGAGCCUGCCUAGACUGCCAGAUGGCAGGGGUUGCACUUUUGGGACUAUUCCAUUAGUUCGAUUUUACCAGAUAAGCUCAAGUGAGUGUUUUGAAGCUGUCUAAUACUAUUUUAACCCAUGUCUGGUACCAAGUCCAACAUACAUGGCUGACCAGAGAGACUACUCUUGACCUCCAUACAGGGGUAUUCAGACAGUAGCUUGGUUGGUGUGGUUAAUGACACAGGAAAUAUACUUGCCUUUAUAACACUGUCAUUCAGACUGACAUAAAAUAUGUAAUUCAGACUGACAUAGUUACAGUAUGUCGUUAAAGCUAGAAUCCUUAAUUGAAACCAUAACAAAGCGGUCACCCCAGUUCUGUUUUGGUAAAAAGCUGAGGGAUGGGCCUGGAUAAAUGUAACCACUCUCAAAUUAAUAGACAGAGCUAUGGAUGCAUCAUUGAUAUCAAAAUUCUACUUUUAGCCAUAUUUUGACGCUAUACACAUUUCCACACUGUUGGAACCUUUCCAGUUCAAAAAGGUUCCUUGAGGAACCCUUGUGUACAUUUUCAAACCGGAACCUUUUUGUGAUGGAGGGGUUCCAUUUUUUCCCCUUUUUAAUAACAUACUGUAGAGGUGGUAGCCCAUCAGAACAUUGAACGUGGCUUAUUUGAAGUGUGGCUUUCAGGUAGUUCUUUCAGACCACCGGUUAGAGUAAAUGUAAUUCCUGUUCAUGUUAAGUUUGUACACUGCAACAAAAAAGUCCUUGAAUAUUUAUGCAUAUUACAUAUUCUAAUAAUAAUAACAUUGCUUAUUUAGUAUAGUAAUAAAGUGGUAACUAACCCGCAGCUUG
This is a messenger RNA of Oncorhynchus kisutch (coho salmon), 7087 nucleotides long. RefSeq names its product collagen alpha-3(IV) chain. Gene Ontology annotation, molecular function: extracellular matrix structural constituent. Bases 360 to 5348 code for a protein of 1662 amino acids. NCBI's taxonomy places the organism in Eukaryota, Metazoa, Chordata, Actinopteri, Salmoniformes, Salmonidae. Gene Ontology annotation, cellular component: collagen trimer. The record is from RefSeq and is a predicted model, not a curated record. The transcript has 52 exons.